UCAUAUAUUUUAUGGAUGGGUAUCCUGCGCGCAUUAAAGAUGCUUGACUAUUUCAGCGUACUUUUAUCUUCGCUUUCGCAUAAUUUAUUAACAAGACAACGUGGUUCUGCGUACGUUUUAGAAUAGAUUAAAAUAGGUAUUAUCAAACUUAUAUAAUAUUAUUAUACUUAUUUUUGUAAAUAUAUGUACAUAGAACAAUAAAUAUUUAAGGAUGUAGAACAAUAAUUAUAAAGCUUAAAGAAAGAUCGAUUUUAAUAAUUAAUCAUAGAUUAAUAGCCUCUAGCCUCUCAAUCUAGCCAAUUAUAUUGGGCUAGAUAAUUUCUUACAAGUAAACCAAUUUUAAUAAUACGAAAUCUUUCUUUAAAGUUUCUCUCAGUAAUUAAUCUCGAAUUGAUUACAUAACAUUAAACUUUUAUCUAUCUCAUUUGAGAAUAAAAAUGUAGUUUCACUAGAAUUUUGUGGUCUAAUCAGACAAACUAUAACUAUAACUUUAAAUACAGUAGAAUUCAAAUUCCUAUUCUGGUUUGGAAUUUAACGCAAUUGUAGUAGUGAAAUAAAAAGUUUUCGUUAGCGUUUCGUUAAUUAUAAGAGGACACACUAAAAAAAAAAAGAAAACCACUUCCGGUACCGACCGAGUACAAGUAUCGGCAUCCUGUUAAAGUGUCUGAGUACAUGGUGAACGUACGUUAACACCGUUUGUGUUAUUGUCGGAGGGAGGAGAGAAGGAGAACGAAACACAGUGAAAGUGGAUCAAUACGCGGUGAGCGUGCGGACCGUCUGGCAGCGUGCGGCUGUUUCUCCGCGAAGCGAGGUCGCCUUGUCCGCGCUCGCAAGACACUCGCGGCGAUCGCGUUUGACGGAUAAGAAUCCUCGGUCCCUUUGACAGUCGUCGUGCGAUCGUCGGCCUCGCCGCCGAAUUCCACGCGGCAGACGUAGGGGAUGAAACGCGGGGUAGAAUCGUCGGUGUUCUAUCGAGGGUGUCCGACUCGGCGCGCGAGGCAUUUCGUCUUGGCGGCUCGGGAUUCGAUAUCUCGAGACGAUUAAGUAGAUUGACAGCUCUCGCCGGGAGGCUGUCCUCUCUCGUCCUUCGAUCCUCGAUUAAUUCUUCCCUUCUGCCUGUUUAUCACCGCGACCAUCGAAGGGUCGACCUCGGUCCCGCGUUACGAGAUUAUGCAGGCGCGGUAGUGACGGACAGACAACAGAUCGAUCCUCACUGCAUGAAGACGGAAAGAUUGGAAACUUCGCCGGUUCGCGACUGACGGCGAGUACGAAGAGGGAAUUAGAAAGCGGCUCUCGGGUCACCGGCGUGUACAUGUUACGUGGCCGAGAUGUACCUGUCUCAUCUUGUACGAAAGGCGAUCUGCAAGCAGGAAUUAACUUUCCUGCGAUUCCUGCGUUGGACCGUUCUGGUGCCGCUCGUGAUUUAUCUGUCGCUCCUAUUUGUCAAGUACAAUAAAAGCGUGCCUCUGAAAAGUUUAUCGACUCCGAGUGACCGAGAUAAAGACGGUGUCGCGAUAGACAGCCUGUUCUUCGAAUUGGAGGCCGUGACGGCCGGCAAGAAGAACUUGGCGGGUUACAAGAACGCGGGAAUCGAUCGGCACGGCGACGACGAGAGUGUACGAGAGGUCGUGGAGGCGGAGAAUCGUCAGGAUCCGCGGAACCUUCUCGAGGACAUUUUUCGGCGUGCCGAUACCGAUGAGAACCAAUUACUGGAUAUCCAGGAACUGGCCAAGUGGAUUCAUGCGAAAAUCACCGAGCAUAUUACGCGCGCUAUGCGAGAAAACGUCGGCUUGUUCACCGCGAUCGACAACAAUCCUAGAAACGGUGAAGUAUCGUGGGAAGAAUAUCACGCUUAUUUCUUGAGAACCCACGGUUUCUCUGAGACCUACAUAAAUUCUCACAAUAAGAAGCACAGUGAGAUGCCGAGGGCGUUGAAGGAAAGCAUAAUGAGGGAUCGAGCGCGAUGGACCGAGGCGGCUAGGAACGAUCCCGAAAAGCUGGCUCUGGACGAAUUUCUCGCUUUUACACAUCCCGAGAGCAGUCACAGAGCUCUUCUGCAAAUGGUGGAGGAUCUCUUUGAAAAAUUCGAUCGGGAUGGCGACGAGCAGCUUACGGAGGAUGAAUUCUCGGAUUUACCGUCGGAAGGGGUCGGUCUGGAUUUGCGUGAAGAUCGACAGCAGUCGAUAGGAGGCAGCGAAGACAGGCGUAAGGAGUUCCGACAUUUGAUUGAUAAGAACAAAAAUGGGAAAGCGGAUCGAACCGAGUUGCUGAUGUAUAUUGAUCCACGAAAUCCCAGACAUGCUAUCCAAGAGGCCCAACAUUUGAUCACUCUGUCGGACACGAAUUUAGAUGGAAAGGUGGAUCUUUCGGAAAUUCUGAGCAAGAUGGACCUAUUUCUGGACAGUAAGAUGGUAGACACUGAGAAAAGUUUCCACGACGAGUUUCGAUAAUUUCCGCGUACGAGCGUGGAAAGAAUGGUUUUGGAAAGAAAGAUUCCUUCGACAUUCGUACUGAGAGAUUAGACAAUAUGAUUUUUCCAUUGAUAAUCAAUGAGAGAUUAGACCAAUUACAGUUAAUUAAUCGAUUUGUGCAGGGUACAUACUAGCAAACUUUAAUAGAGUUUCUUUACGAAUGUUAAUCGACUUGUCGCGCAAAUAAAAAUUGUAGGCUUUUAGAACGUAUCUGUGAUAGUCUUUACGACGUAGAACAUCAUUUAAGUAGGCACAAUUAUUACAUAUGACAUACAUUUGUGACAUGUAUAAUAUGAUAGAUAAGUGUUACGUUAAUUCGCGAUGAAUUGAUUGGAUCAGAUUUUUUACAGCGUUAGAAUUAUCAAUAAUUACUUGCCAAUUGGAUGAACGAUGAUAAUACGGAUGAAGGGUUGCAAGUCCGUCCUAUCGUAGAUCUCUCUCGCGACUUCUAAGUGUUUCUCGUGUGUAACUCGUUCGUAAACUGUCUAGAAGACUUAGAUUUCAGAUGCGAAAAUUGGAGAAAGAAUUCUCUGUUUUGUAUCAUCAGUCUAAAGAUAUCGCUUAAAUAUCAAGCAAGAACAAAAUAUCAGAGAUAAUACAAUUUAAUAUAACUAUUUAAUUUGUGAUAUUAAUGGAGGUAAUUAAUAUUUAUAUACGUUAUGAUAA
Wasmannia auropunctata (little fire ant) is the source of this 3137-nucleotide messenger RNA. It is a transcript of the gene myd, whose product is annotated as 45 kDa calcium-binding protein. The record is from RefSeq and is a predicted model, not a curated record. NCBI's taxonomy places the organism in Eukaryota, Metazoa, Arthropoda, Insecta, Hymenoptera, Formicidae. Gene Ontology annotation, molecular function: calcium ion binding. The coding region runs from base 1329 to 2450 and encodes 373 amino acids. Gene Ontology annotation, biological process: calcium-ion regulated exocytosis. The transcript is spliced from 5 exons. Gene Ontology annotation, cellular component: endoplasmic reticulum.